AUAAUUCAGUAUAGCAUUUAGCCUUGUGUCCUUGCCUGUCUACCCAGAAGCUGCUCUCACUGUUUACUGUAUGAGCCAGCAGCAGGGAAGAAAAACCUGCCUGGAUCCUCAGUGCUUCCACACACCCUGCAACUGAGAGGCAACUUUCACUCUUGACACAGAAGUUAUUAUUUAUUUUUUUUGUUGGAAAAGUGUUUAUUAGAUACCUAAAUAUAGGCGGUUAUUUAUCCACAUGGAGCCAGGACCAUGUGGUCUCAGCUUCCCAUGCAAAUUCCCCUUUUAAUACUCCUAAUGCGGGGAGCUCUCCAAUCAGAGCGCUAUCAGCCACGGCGCCCUGAUACCUGAUGCCAGCUUUGCUGGUAAUGUAGGCCACUGAAGCAAAUCCAGGGAGAUUGAGUUGGAAGUGGAGAGAGAAUCAGAGAUCUGCUUGCAUGGCUUCCUGACGGGGGGUGGGGGUCUAAUUUUUUUAUUUAUUUUUUUUUAAUUUCCUCGGUGCUGUAAAGGAGAGAUACAAUUUCCAGGCGAUCAUUAGCUGAGAGCAGCCCAGCUGGGUUGAGGCUGGGAGGCGGGGACGCGGUGGCAAGCAGCGAAGCAAGGUGGAGGCACGAAGGCAGAAGACCAGGUGGAUGAAAGCAUGAGGUGGCUCUUGGGCAGCAACUGGAGGAAAUUCGGACACGCAGACAGGGGGAACUACGACUGGCUAGACAAUGAGCCAGGUGGGCCACUGCUGGAAACAGAGCUCCAGAGCAGACAGCAGAAAAGUUCAACCAAAGAAGACAUAGAGCCGUUUCUGUGCAUCAUAUUGCCUGCCACCAUGAUGCUCUUCCUGGCAUUCCUGCUGCUCUUCCUGUACCGCCGCUGCCAGCGCCCCACCCCGCAGGGGCAGAUCUUCAGCAUCGACCUCCCCGAGGCCCUGCCGGAGCACGAGGUGCCCAAUUUCCUUUCCGUGCUGCCCUGGACCAGUGAACAGAGUUUCCACUACUCCACUCUGGUCCCUGAUGCCACGUUCCUCUCUGUGUGUUUGCCUCCAUCGUACGAGGAGGCCACCAUGAAGACUAGCCAGGACGAGGCUCACAUUGAGCUCUCUACAGAUCCAGUGCCUCCUUAUGAAGAGAGCACGGCACAUCCAGCAGCACCAAAUAAACUUCCUACGGAAGCACCUUAGCCAAAGCACUGCAACCCCUCAUGGUACAAACAGGGAUCUGCUAUGGCCUUUAAAAUUAGCAAAAAAAAUUCCAAAUGAGCCAAAGCCAGUGAAUUAUGAAGGAAGAAACUUUGAAUAACAGGGAAUGAGCCUUUUCACCUCACUGUAGGAUUCUCUAUCUUCCAUUUGUAGCAAGGCUACAUGUACAGUGUGACACCAAAUCGGUUCUAGGCUGUUAAUGUUGGAAUUUGAGAAAACCGAGUAUGUCAUGCAAGGAUUAAACUUACAGAUGAGAAUGUGCCCACCUGAAAUCCCUCAGCUGCCAAGAAACAUAACACUGAUGGUUGGACUUCAUGAUCUUGAACGUCUUUCCCAGCCUAGAUGAUUCUAUGAUAAGUUAUGCUACAGAUUCAGCAGUCACAAAAAGGGCUCUUAGCAUGAAUCUAUUCCAGUUUGCUUUUUUUUCUACUUCAUUUGUUUAUUUUUAAUUGAAUUUCUGACAAGCUGAUUUACUUAAUCAACAUGUAUAAACAUUGCAUAUCAUUCUGCAGUGCUUUGAAAUGAACACAGCUCUCAGGAAAGCAAAUAAAUCUUUAAAAAAAAAAAGAUUCCAGGAACUGUCCCCACAAGUUCAACUAUGGACUGUUGUUAAAGGCUGUCUUUUACUACAGUUGAACGAUGAGAAUGGCCAGAGAAGACCUGAUCAUUCUGGGUGAGGAAGACUCCAGCACCAUCACACAAGAGCACACCCACACUGUUGCUGCAAGCCAAGGUCUGCAAGGUCCUGAAGUUCUAGACUACUGACUUGACUUAUUUUUCAAUUUACAUGUCUAAAACAGUAAACCUGGUGACCUUUUAGGUACAAUGUGUAAGAGAAUUGGGGAAAAAAUAAAAUCAAAUGCACAA
Molecule: messenger RNA, 2050 nt
Organism: Anas platyrhynchos (mallard)
Lineage: Eukaryota; Metazoa; Chordata; Aves; Anseriformes; Anatidae
Gene: SMIM28
Product: small integral membrane protein 28
Source: RefSeq, a predicted model, not a curated record